AUGUCGCGUUCCUUCCUCGUCGAUUCGCUCAUCGUCAAGGACCCACUGCGCCCCGGCCGCUCCCCACUGGACAGCCUCCACCACCACCACCACCAUCAUCAGCAGCAGCAGCAGCACCACCUGCACCACCAUCACCACCACCAGCACCACACCAGCAGCAUGCUGCCACCGCUCCACUUCGACAUGCACGGCGCGCACUCCCCGCCCGGCUUGAGCCCCAGCCACAUGCGCAAAACUCUCCCCCCACCACCACCACCUCCGCAACUUCCGACUACAACAGCAUCGCCCUUCGCCGAGAGGGUGCCGGCCCCCUACUGCGGCGGGCAGCAGCCGCAAGGACCUUGCGUGCCGCCCAACCCAUCGCACGGCCUCUGCGCGCCCGCCUACGCGAUGCCGGGACCCGGGUUCCAUCACUGCCUUCCGCUCGGCGCCGAUGGUGGCGGAGUUCUGAGCAGCAGCAGCAGCAGCAAGCGUAUGCGCACGGCGUUCACGAGCACGCAGCUCCUGGAGCUCGAGAGAGAAUUCUCCUCCAACCGAUACCUGUCGCGCCUGCGACGCAUCGAGAUCGCCACGUACCUGAACCUCUCCGAGAAGCAGGUCAAGAUCUGGUUCCAGAACCGGCGCGUCAAGCACAAGAAGGAAGGGAAGGCGAUUGGCGGCGGCGGUGGUGGAGGAGGUGGAGGUGGA
Molecule: messenger RNA, 687 nt
Organism: Lethenteron reissneri (Far Eastern brook lamprey)
Lineage: Eukaryota; Metazoa; Chordata; Hyperoartia; Petromyzontiformes; Petromyzontidae
Product: GS homeobox 1-like
Biological process (GO): regulation of DNA-templated transcription
Cellular component (GO): nucleus
Molecular function (GO): DNA-binding transcription factor activity, RNA polymerase II-specific; sequence-specific double-stranded DNA binding
Source: RefSeq, a predicted model, not a curated record